Dicrocoelium dendriticum is the source of this 795-nucleotide messenger RNA. The record is from the annotation of a GenBank genome assembly. NCBI's taxonomy places the organism in Eukaryota, Metazoa, Platyhelminthes, Trematoda, Plagiorchiida, Dicrocoeliidae.
AUGAAGUCAAAUUCAGGCCAAGUCUCUAGUUUGAUUGAAAACCGCAGCGAUCAUGCCGUUGUCAUCCCUUCUUUGGUUCCAGUGGCGUCCGGAAGUGGAGAGCGAUUGGGUAUGGAGCGUGAAGUUGAUCUGGAUGCUAUAAUGAUAAUGGAAGAUCAGGUGGUUGAAGGUCAUGGCAUUUCUGGUGAUUACGUUGAUGUCCAGGACGGGUAUGUCUGCUUUUGUGGUGCAGCCUUCGGUACCAAGCGUGGGCUUGACCAAGAUCCCGUGGGCUCACUGGUGGUGGUCCGUGUUCUUCCGGUUGUGCUUCCUGAGGUUGGUGCGGAGUUUACGGAAAGUGACUUGGUAUCCGAUUGGACGACCACUAACCGGGAUCCAGAUCAAAACGAAGCGGCCCUUGAGCCAAAGCCCUGGCAGUUCUCCUAUGAUGAACAGUACCGUUCAUUCCUGGAGGGUCUUCGGCGAGAUUUUGACCCGGACGGGGUGUUCGGUGAGUUGAUUGAUUUAAUACCGCCAGACGGGGAGGAGGGUGCCUCUCCCAAGCUGACUCUGGAAGCGAUCAAAUCGCCAAUGGGGAAGGACGGUGCAUCUCCUAAGGCUGUUCUGAAAGAUACCAAAUGGUCUAUCGAAAUACUUGCCCAUAUCAUUACGGAAUUGAAGCGCUUUUCCCACGGGGAUGACCUGGCUGGUCAGCUGCUUCAGCUUGCUGAGCAGUUGCAAGACGGUACGCUCACAAAAAGUGCAGGUAUGGUGCGUCUGUGCGAGAUUACUGAGCAAUUCUUUCCACUCAAAUAA